AUGCAAAACACUGAACAGUCUGUGCGCGAAAUUUCUCCUUCAAUGGCUACUUCAUCAAUCCAAGCACAGGUUUCUCAAUUACCAAAUGAUCAAUCUAGUCAAUCCCAAAAUUCGUUGUUAACUCGACAUUUCCAGCCUUACACUCCUGUGUCGAAAGAGGUGAAGUUUUUAUACAGUCCGGGAUUGAGCAUUCCAUCUCCAAUUGACAAUCAGUUGGCCUGUUCUCAGUUUGUGAACUCAAAUGGAGGAUAUCCUCCAUUGCAUGCGCAAAAUGACGGCAUGAAGAAGAAGAGUAAUGCAAGAGCAGCGGUGAAGAUCUCUCAUCCAGAGACUAAAGAGGAGCUUAAACUUGAUGAAAUUGCAAAAGCAAGAAAGGAGUCUAGUACAAGGACACAUUUUGGUGUGCAGACUCAAGCUUAUCCUGUCACCUACAGCCCCUAUAGCUUCAUGAAUUAUUAUCCUCACAUGCAGCUGGAUCCCCUAAUCUCGAAAACUCCAACUUCAGCAGCUGUUACAGGAUCGGAGAUAGUUCCUGCUGCUGUACGACGAAGUCAGAAUUAUUUAGGGCCUAGAAGGAAUGGAGUUAACCAUGAAAAAUUGAAGACUCAACCACAAGUUGCAAAUAAGUCAAGGCCAAUAGUGGCGGCGAAACCUGCAACUUCUGUCGCGUCAUCUCAUGAAGCUAAUCCUUCUGCAGUAUCUGCUGAUCUGGGAAAUGUUGCUCGGAAAGCCAUGAGAGAUGAUGACAAGACUCCAGAAAUUGGAAAUUCAGAUUUAAAUAAGAAAGAGUUCCAGCAACAGCAGGAUCGAAAGCAAUCUGAAUGUGCGUCUGAGUCGCCUCUGAUUUCUAGAAAUAGUACUUCUACAUCUCGAAAAUCAGAUGGUACUAAUUCUAAACCACUUUCCUCCUUAGCAAAGCCUUUUAUCAGUCAACUGAAGAUUCUGCCUCAUGAGGUUGCUGGCACAGUUAGCAUUAGAGUGUCAGGGAAACUGAAGUACUCAAAAGAUUUUCUUUUGGCAUUCUCCAGUCAGUUUGUGGAACUUCCUACAGAUUUUAAAUUGGUGGAUGACACUGUGAAGUGCCUCAUUUCAAGUAAUUUGUCUGCUCUGGAUGGUCAUCAGUACAUAGUUCAGGAUGGUAGCAUGUGGAUCAAAACAACUUUCCCUAGUGAAUCUAAAGUGGAACCAUGGAGCUUUGUCGGGGAGAAUUUUGGAAUCCAAAACUUCCAUACUGAUGGUAGAACAGGUUUGUUGCAACCACCAAUGUUGCAUCGACCUCUGAGAAGCAAAUGCCGUGAUGUUGAGUUAGGUCUUAGAGUUUUGCCGCGAUCCUCUAUGCAAUUCAUGCAUAAAGCCGAGAGAAAAUAUGAGGUGCGGAAAGCAAUCGUUGACAUUGAAGAGGCAAAACAAAGAAGGUUGAAGUCUAUUCUCAACAAGUUAACACCUCAAAACUUUGAGAGGCUGUUCCAGCAAGUCAAGGAAGUUAACAUUGAUAACACCAUCACUCUGUCAGGUCUCAUUUCCCAGAUAUUUUACAAAGCCCUCAUGGAACCUACAUUCUGCGAGAUGUAUGCAAGUUUUUGCUGGCAUCUCGCCGGCGUGCUUCCUGAUUUCGUCGAGGGCCAUCAGAAAAUCACAUUCAAAAGACUCUUACUGAACAAAUGUCAGGAGGAAUUUGUGAGAGGAGAAAGAGAGGAAGCAGAAGCUAGUAAAAUAGAAGAGAGUACCGGAGGAGAAACCAUGCUCGCGCUCGCCAAGGGCAAAAGAGCGGAAACAAGAACUGGAGCACGAAGACGGAUGUUAGGAAACAUAAGAUUGAUUGGAGAACUGUACAAAAAGCGAAUGCUGACAGAGAGGGUGCUCCGCGAAUGCAUUAACAAACUCCUUGGAGAUCAACCUAAUCCUGACGAAGAAGACAUAGAAGCUCUUUGCAAGCUAAUGAGUACAGUUGGGGAGAGAGUGGACCAUCCGAAAGCGAAAGAUCAGGUUGAUGCAUACUUUGAGAAGAUGAAAUCCCUGUCAGAAGACGAUCAUCUGUCAUCAAGGAUCAGGUUCAUGUUGAAGGAUGUGAUUGAUCUCAGGAAAAACAAAUGGAAGCAAAGGCAAAAAGUCGAAAAGCCAAAGAAGAUUGAGGAGCUACACAGUGAUGCAGCUCAAGAAAGAAGAGCACUUGUGAAUCAACUCAUAUCUGGCUCAAGUUUCAACUCAUUCAACAACAACAACAACAGCAGAAGGGUCCCUGGAAAUUCAGUUUCUGCUGGAUCAACAUCAGCUUUCCAGUCUCCUCAAAAUUCCAGACCAAUGAUUCUUCAUGGAUUUGCAGCUCAGGGUGUCAGAGGUUUACAUACCAAACAUCACAUUCAAGGGUCAGGCUCAGUUUCAUUUCCCAGGAAAAGUGAUGCCAAAAAUACAGCCCAAAUGGUUGGAAAUCGAACUGGUUCUUCCAGAAAACCGCGUACUAGAACUAAAAGCCAAUAA
This is a messenger RNA of Oldenlandia corymbosa var. corymbosa, 2478 nucleotides long. The record is from the annotation of a GenBank genome assembly. Lineage: Eukaryota; Viridiplantae; Streptophyta; Magnoliopsida; Gentianales; Rubiaceae.